GAAUGUUCUUGGUUUUUAUUUUCCUUUUUUUUUGUUUUUUUUGAACAUCGUUUUGCUUAUUUAAUAUCAAAUGCUGGUUUUCUCGUUUGAUUAGUAUCAUUUAAUUAUCUCUCAUUGAUAAGAAGGAAAAACUGGUUCGACCUGAUUGUCAAUUGAGUUUUCUAUUUAAUUCGUUGAUUCAUCACCGGCAUCUCAUUUGUUGUCAUCAUUCAACUAAAAAUUUUCUGUUCUUUUCUUGUUUUUAUUUUCCUUUCCAAUUUUAUUCUUUUAAUGUUAAAUUAAUAGUUUCUCUCACUUCCUCAAUCAUCUUCAUCAACGUAUCUUCAUGUCUGAAACUAUAGGAAAUUAUGACAUACCAAGUUCCGCUAGUUCAGAUGGUGGAAGUGCCGAUGAUUUAUCUUAUCCUAUUAAAGGAGAAAAAACCGACGAUCUUAUAGGAGAAAUGGGACUAAACAGUGAACCCAUUAAACCGAAAGAAUUGAAUGGACUCAAUUCGUAUCAACCACAAAAAGUAACAUGGGAACCAGUUAAAGCUAAAGGACCAACAAAGACAAGUCGCAAAGAUGCCGAAUGGACAUUAUCAAAGACGAAAAUCUUAGCGACCAAAUCUAAUACACUUUUAAGAUCAGGUCAACGGACAAUCUACACUUCGGGUCGACCUCCUUGGUAUGAUGUCCAAGGACAAUUAGUUGAACCUUUAAUAAUCGGUAUUUGUGGUGGAAGUGCUUCGGGUAAAACUACAGUCGCUAGAAAGAUUAUCGAAACACUCGACGUGCCUUGGGUCACCUUAUUAAGCAUGGAUUCAUUUUACAAAGUUUUAUCAGCCGACGAGAGUAAACUUGCUCGAACUAAUGAAUUUAACUUUGAUUCUCCUGAUGCUUUCGAUUUUGAUUUAUUAGCUGAAACAAUUGCCAAAUUACGAGAUGGUAAACGAGUCGAUGUACCGAUUUACAAUUUCGUUACACAUUCACGAGAAAAACGAACGAGAGUAACCUAUGGAGCUAAUGUUAUAAUUGUUGAAGGAAUUCUGAUAUUUUAUCAUAAGAAACUUUUGGACAUGAUGGAUAUGAAAGUAUUCAUUGACACCGAUCCUGAUGUACGAUUAGCACGUCGAUUGAAACGAGACAUUUCUGAACGAGGCCGUGACCUGGAAGGAGUAAUGAAACAAUAUAAUACUUUUGUGAAGCCUUCGUUUGAAAAUUUUAUUGCCCCAACUGUGAUACACGCUGAUAUAAUUGUACCUCGAGGUGGUGAGAAUCAAAUAGCCAUUAAUCUGAUUGUUCAACACAUACAUAAACAAUUACAAUCAAGAGGAGCUCAAUUAAGAUCUAAACUAUUAAAAAGCCAUCAAGAUCAACCAUUACCUGGAAGAUUGAAAGUCUUACCAAUGACAUCACAAGUUAGAGGGAUUCACACAAUCAUUAGGAAUCAAGAUACAACUCGAGAUGAAUUUAUCUUCUAUUCCAAACGAUUAAUGAGACUUUUAAUUGAAUUUGUGCUUUCACUUCUUCCCUUUAAGGAUGUAACGAUUGAAACACCUCAAGGAGUUGAAUAUUAUGGUAAACGGGCUGAUGGUAAAAAGAUUUGUGGGGUCUCGAUUUUACGAGCGGGCGAGACCAUGGAACAAGCGUUGAAAGAUGUCGUGAAAGACGCUCGAUUAGGAAAAAUUUGUAUCCAAACGAAUACAGUUACAAACACUCCGGAGCUUUAUUAUCUUAGACUUCCGAAAGACAUUAAGGAUUAUCGUAUACUCGUAAUGGAUGCAACAGUCGCUACCGGAGCAGCGGCCAUGAUGGCGAUUAGAGUUCUACUUGACCAUGAUGUACCCGAAGAGAAUAUUAUUUUAUGUUCAUUGUUAAUGGCCGAAUCGGGAGUCCAUUCAAUUGCUUACGCGUUUCCGAAAGUCGUUAUCGUGACCACUGAAGUUGAUCCAGAAGUUAACGACAGUUUCUACAUUGUCCCAGGAAUCGGUAACUUUGGUGAUAAAUUUUUCGGAACUGAAUCACUUUGUCCAGGUCCAUAAUUAAUCUAAAUCAUGACAGGAAAUCCAAAACAUAAUGGGAACAAUUUUUUUAAUACUCUCAAUGUAACGGCCUUUUUAUCAGUCUUUUUACACACUGAAAUCAUAACAAAGGAAAAAUCAAUCAACUAAUAUAUCUCUUGAUUUGGUUGUGUCCAUUAUCUAACCACUACCAUCAAGAAAUUCAUUCCUAUUCUCUCUGCCAUUUUGUUUUUCGAUUGUAUUCCAAAUUAUUUCGAUCUCUAUAUUUUAAUUUUUCCUCUUUGUAAAAUCAAAUGUUUCUUUUCAAGUCUUUUCUUGUUUACAGAAAACUAUUUACACUUUAUCCACAAUGACUUAUUCUCAUUGAGAAAUUAUGGUCAACUUUUCAUUUACUUUUCUUCCAUUAAAAUAAACACAUAAACUCAUGGAUUUAAUGAA
Molecule: messenger RNA, 2440 nt
Organism: Panonychus citri (citrus red mite)
Lineage: Eukaryota; Metazoa; Arthropoda; Arachnida; Trombidiformes; Tetranychidae
Product: uridine-cytidine kinase-like 1
Exons: 7
Coding region: 326-2023 (565 amino acids)
Cellular component (GO): cytoplasm
Molecular function (GO): kinase activity; ATP binding
Source: RefSeq, a predicted model, not a curated record